Molecule: messenger RNA, 1606 nt
Organism: Xenopus laevis (African clawed frog)
Lineage: Eukaryota; Metazoa; Chordata; Amphibia; Anura; Pipidae
Gene: rab2b.L
Product: rab2b, member RAS oncogene family L homeolog
Exons: 8
Coding region: 223-870 (215 amino acids)
Cellular component (GO): acrosomal vesicle; cytoplasm; Golgi membrane
Molecular function (GO): GTP binding; GTPase activity
Source: RefSeq, a predicted model, not a curated record
GGAACACGUAUCUAAUACAACAGAGUUAACAUCCGGCUUAAUCAAGAGCGUCGCUACCAGCACUAAAGCUGAUCCCUAGCCGAUAGAGAGUCUUUUCCGGAAACAAUAGAGAUGACAAGUCCUGGCAAGAACGCCUCUCUGGGAGCUCUAGUUAGAAUAGGCAGUUGCAAGAAAGCCACCUCCCCGUAAUCACCUGCCUUGGUGGCUGUGACGAUUGCCAUCAUGUCGUAUGCCUACCUCUUCAAGUAUAUUAUUAUUGGUGACACAGGUGUGGGAAAGUCAUGUCUGCUUCUUCAGUUUACUGAUAAGAGGUUCCAGCCAGUUCAUGACUUAACAAUUGGAGUUGAGUUUGGUGCACGCAUGAUAAACAUUGAUGGGAAACCUAUCAAACUACAGAUAUGGGACACGGCUGGACAAGAGUCAUUUCGUUCAAUUACAAGAUCUUAUUACCGAGGUGCUGCUGGGGCCCUGCUAGUGUAUGAUAUAACAAGACGGGAAACCUUUAGCCACCUCACAUCCUGGCUAGAAGAUGCUCGGCAACAUUCCAGUUCAAAUAUGGUCAUAAUACUGAUUGGAAAUAAAAGUGAUCUUGAGUCUCGUAGAGAUGUUUCUAGGGAGGAGGGGGAAGCUUUUGCUCGGGAACAUGGUCUCAUUUUUAUGGAGACCUCUGCCAAAACUGCAGCUAAUGUGGAAGAGGCCUUCAUUGACACUGCCAAAGAAAUUUACAAAAAGAUCCAGCAGGGACUGUUUGAUGUGAAUAAUGAGGCUAAUGGGAUCAAAGUUGGACCCCAGCAAUCAAUAAAUGAGCCCCUUGGAAGUGGAUUAAGACAAAGCCAAAAUGAAGGUGGAGGAACUUCUGGAUGUUGCUGAAGCAAACAAUAUUAUCACACUAGAGGAAUUCCUAAACCCAGCUUCAUGCACGCUACAUCUUUUUAUCACACCUCUUUCUGCCUGUUACAUAUCAGACUUUCCUUCAUUCCUAUCUCCCCAUCACCUAAUUAUAAGGGAAUCUGUAUAUAAUGUUCAUGGCCUUUCUUUGUUUGUUUGUUUGUCUGUCUUUUAAGUUUUACAUAGUUCUUUUGCCUUUCUUUUUUAUUCCAAUCUUCAAAUGUAAUGCAUAAGAAAUUACACAAAUGGAAUAUCCUUGUGCAAUGAUAAGAAGUACAUUAAUAUGGACACUACAUUUCAAACGAGUUUGAAACCCAAAUAAAAAUGCGGGUGACUCUAUAUCAUGUGUUACAGUUAGGUGUUGAGUAGAGAUUGUUGGUUUAUUUUAUUUUUUUAAGGAGCAGUAAACUGUUUAUUUUUUUGUUACUGGACUUAAUGGGCAUAAUGUUGUCCUUUUAAUGAAAAUUGUUACAUUUUCUCUUAUUUUAUUUGUCAUAAACUCUGUAUGUAGUAACAUUCCCUUUUCCUAAUGCGGGUACAAAUCGUUUGUAUGCUUUGAGUGCCAGGAGAAAUCAGCAAUGCCUGGAAAUGUAGUGCAUUGCCAAAUCAUUUCCAAUUCAGCUGUAUAAGUAAUCUUAUCCUUUUGCCUAUAUAGAUUUAAAUGAAGGAUCUCCCAGCAAGCAUUGCAUCUCACCAAUAAAUACUGAUCACCUUCCAA